CUUGAUGUGAUCCCUACAGGAGCUGGAAGAUCUUUCGAAGGAGCUUCCGCCAUACCUGCGCCACCUGUCUAGCGACGAUGCCAAUGUGCUGGUGUGGCACAUGCUCCUGCUGCCAGACCAACUUCCCUAUCGCCUCAAGGCCUUCGGUCUGCGGAUCGAUUUCCCCAGGGAAUAUCCACUUAAGCCUCCCACUUUGAGAUUCACCACCAAGAUCUACCACCCCAACAUCAGUGAGGAUGGACUGGUGUGCCUUCCCCUCAUCAGCACUGAGAACUGGAAACCUUACACCAAGGCCUAUCAAGUCUUGGAGGCCCUCAACGUACUGGUGAGUAGACCGAAUCUGGAAGAACCUGUGCGUUUGGAACUAGCUGACCUCCUGACUCAGGACCCGGAGAUGUUCAGGAAGAAGGCAGAAGAGUUCACCCUUCAAUAUGGAGUGGACCGACCCUCUUAAUUCUGGUUCUGAAGCCUCUCUCCCUGGAUCUUCUGUGGAUGGAUAUCACAGGAAGGCCAUCCUGUGCCGAAGGUUUCCUUUGUAUUGCUAAUUAUGAAUAUUGUGCCCAGUGUGUAUGUAUGUGUUGGGGGGAACUAUGUGGUGGGUACUCCUUCCUGGAGUCAUCUGGCUGUAGAUGUACCAUUCCCACAUCCUCGGUGGCUCCAAAGCCAGUGGAAGUUAGGUAUGCAGUUUCAGGCCUGCUUUUCAGAUAAUCCAUCUUAGGUUACCUUCCAGGUCAAUUGGCAGAAAAUUGAAUGCCCCAGGGCCUGGGCACCAAGGGGUGAGAAAGGCAGGACUCUGCUUGGAAGACAGGGCCUCCAGAAGGUGCCAUAUUUACUGCUGAGUGAUUGAAAUCAACCCCGUUGUAAUUGAAAACGUUAAACAUUUUAUUUUCUGUUGAUGACUCACAAAAUAAAGUCUAACUAACCUCCACCCAGAA
Molecule: messenger RNA, 935 nt
Organism: Rattus rattus (black rat)
Lineage: Eukaryota; Metazoa; Chordata; Mammalia; Rodentia; Muridae
Gene: Ube2l6
Product: ubiquitin conjugating enzyme E2 L6
Exons: 3
Coding region: 101-454 (117 amino acids)
Source: RefSeq, a predicted model, not a curated record